UUCACGCGAGCGGACGUCCCACCUUUCGGAAUCGAAGAAAAACCAACCCUCGGUAGCAACCCCCGCGUUGUUCCAAACCCCCAUUACUGGUGUCGCGAUCGUACAGAUUUUUCGCGUUUCGCUUGUCCCGGUAUCGCGAGAAGUGUCCUUGUUUUUGACCGCGUCGUGUGCCCGUCGUCGUUAAUUUUCAACUCGCACCAGCUUCUGCAACCGCCUGUGAGGAUGCUGGAAAAGGAACCGGACUCGAUGGCCGUCACCAUGAAGCAGGAUUAUGCUGCGAGUGAAGUGUACAGCACCACUAGUGAAGCACCACCCGCCUACAAAAUGCGCCAGGCGAACUCGGUGAAGAUCGCGAAGAUCAUCGCCAUCACCGUGGUGCUGUCGUCCUUCAUUCUGGGAUCGUUCAUCCUGGCCUCGUCGUAUCUGCAGGCGAAGCAGUCUUGCGAUCAAAUGCAGGCUCUCGAUGCCGUCCUGAACAAGGAGCUGAUGCUGGAAGCCAUGCAGCAGGAGCUGCCAAAAGCGCAGGCUUUGAUGCAGGACAACCUGUCGGCUGACGAGGGCACGCUGCAGACAAUCGAUCGUGACGAUGCGAAGAAACGCAAGCAGGAAGAAGCCCGCAAGCAACACAAGGAAGAUUCGGACGAGUCUACUGAUUCGGAUGACGAGGACGAUUCGUCGAACGAUGGCGAGAGCGAUGAGUCGAUGGACAUGAACAACCGUCAUCACGUCAACCUGCCGUUGGACCUGCAUCUGACCGAUCUGGCAAAUGCCAUCCUUCGGGAGAACCAGAAGUCCCGCAUGAACUGCAUCGUUGAACGACGCCGCUCGGAGGAGUUGGUUGAUGCACCACCGAAAAUGGUACGUCUCCCGUUCGGAAUGGAUCUGGCCAGCGACCCGAAGCAGCAGAAGGUCACCGGUGAGCGUAUCGCCAUCUUCUGUGAGUCUGGAAACGAGCUGAAGAACGAAGAUGCUGAGCCCGUUCGUCAGGUGUUGAUUCCGAUCCCGCCCGUCCGUACCUUUGGACCAAUCACGCACCUACCCCAACAGAUGGGACCGGGUCCGCAGACGAUCAUCCGUCAGAUGCCACGACCGAUCUUCCAGAUGUCGCUCAUGAACCCGCACCAUCAGCCACCGCAGCCUCAGCAACCGUCCCAGCAGCCCCAGCAGUUGCCUCCGAUUCCGGCUCAGAUGAUGCAGGCUCCGCAUCCCGACGCCCCCAUGGGUCGCCCGAACUUCCAUCCGUUCCUGCAGCAACUGCCCCAGAUCAUGGCCGCUCAGAUGCACCAGCAGGCACCGCCGCAACCCCAACCGGGCAUGCCACCCCGUACCGAAGUGCGCAUUCACCUGCAGCGCAUCCCCAUCCCGGAGAUCAUGCGUCCAUUCCUGCCACCGCAGAUCAUCCGCCAGCAGGCGGAACCGGAACAGCAACAGCCUUCGCAGCCGCAGCCACCUCAGCAGCAGCCCCAGCAGCAGGAGGUUCAGAUCCGCGAGAUGCCAAUUGACAUGGCUAUGCAGAAGUUCGGUAUGCCCUCGUCUGAUGAGCUGAAUGUGGCCGACUUUGCCGCGCAGAAGUUCACCGAGCAGCUGCGAUCGCUGAUCGCCCGCAUCGCUGAUUCGGAGGAAAGCGACGAGGAAACCGACUCGUACCGUAACGCCCCGAACCAGGAAGGUCCUUCGCCGCACUCGGACGAACGUGAGCUGCAGGAGCAACAGCCACCGCGCCCGACCGAACCGGAAAUGGUGCACCAGGACGAACAGGAGCCUGCCCAGCAGCCGGAACAGACGCCCGAACAAGCGCCCCAGCAGCAACCGGAACCGCAACCGAUGCUCCCGAUGGGACGGAUCCACUACGGUCGCAGCCUGCUGACGCCGAUCAGCCUGCCCGGCAAGGUCGUCGAGACAUCCGCCUCCGAGGAGGACGCCGUGCGCCCGCACUACGUCCAACCGCGAUCGGUUUAAAUCGGUACAAAGCGGGCUUACCACUGCGGAGGUAAUCCCAAUCCGCAACGCCCUAUGGGCUUGUUUUUCUUCUUCUUUUGUUUAUGUGCGCCCCAAACCGCACCGUACGAAACGAACACAAACAAUUGUGCAAAUGUGAUUUUAACGCAGAAUUACCACACACCUACGGACUAGCAAAACACCACCACCUACUACCGAUACAAGGACGAAACAAGUACUACGGGACAUAAGCAGGAUCGUGUGGCCGCGAGCGAGAGGAACGCGAGACAAACAUCAGGACAAUUCAGCGAAUCUCAGCGUGGCUGUGGAGACCAGCGCGUGGGCGAUAAAGGAUAUGUACAUAUAUUUGGAUUCGGGCGAGAACUGGGAGUGGGAAUGUGGUCGGGACGUUCGCGGCACCUCGAAGGGUUUCCUACUCUAAGUGAUAAAUGGGCGCGCAUACGCACCAGGAACGGCGCGAACGUGUGAUUGAGAGAUUCCGAGGAUCAAGAUCGACCAGCUAGACGGAAAUGCAUCGGAAAAAAACUAAACAAAAAACCGACACAACAAAACAUCAUUCCAGACGAGAUGGAAACGGUUGGUUCCGUUCGAAGACGGCAAAUUUGAGCACACCGCAAGCAUUCAAAAGAGGUAGCUUCUUCCGGAUCUGCCCUAAAUUAUUACCCCUCACGAGGGUUCCAAGCGUACCAACAAAAGCAAUACACCCAUUCUAGCAGAGAGACGAAACAAGUAGACAGCAUCAACUGUACGUUACAAGCUGAUAAUAAAUCUAUAAAUAUGAUUUUAACUGCGUUACGCCUUAC
Anopheles nili is the source of this 2762-nucleotide messenger RNA. RefSeq names its product putative cyclin-dependent serine/threonine-protein kinase DDB_G0272797/DDB_G0274007 (gene Msr-110). NCBI's taxonomy places the organism in Eukaryota, Metazoa, Arthropoda, Insecta, Diptera, Culicidae. Bases 223 to 1959 code for a protein of 578 amino acids. The transcript is spliced from 5 exons. The record is from RefSeq and is a predicted model, not a curated record.